AUGCCACAGCUAGAUACAUCAACCUGAUUUAUUACUAUUGUAUCAAUAAUUAUAACACUAUUUAUUAUAUUCCAACUAAAAAUCUCAAAAUAUCUAUACUCAUCAAAUCCAGAGCCCAAACCUAUGACCACACUAAAACAACUUAAUCCCUGAGAGAAAAAAUGAACGAAAAUCUAUUCGCCUCUUUCACUACCCCAACAAUAA
Molecule: messenger RNA, 204 nt
Organism: Herpailurus yagouaroundi (jaguarundi)
Lineage: Eukaryota; Metazoa; Chordata; Mammalia; Carnivora; Felidae
Source: the annotation of a RefSeq genome assembly